AUGCAAUCUCUUGGUCGUAAACUGAAAUUCGGCUUGACUUGGUUGCGGCUCGUUCAUUGCUUCGAAUAUGCUCAACUAGAACGAAUUGAAGCAUUGCAAAUGAAAUUGGAUCGGAGCACUAAGUUUUGGCUUGUCUUUAUUAGUACUCUGUUAGGAAAAGGAGAACUGGACCAACUUUCAAAUGGUAUCUCUUAUGAAAAUUCCACUCAAAUACUUUUGUUUAUAGAGUGGAAAGGUCUUUCAGUCAGAAUUGGGUUUUGGGUGGUUUCUUGGAUGGGUUUUGUUGCGGAAGGUAUGGAGAAGAGGUUGGAAAGAAGAAAUGUUGUAUUAGAGAGGGUUUUAGAGUUUUCUUGCAAAGAUCUUGGUUGGAAAGAUGUUUCUUGA
This is a messenger RNA of Sphenostylis stenocarpa, 384 nucleotides long. The record is from the annotation of a GenBank genome assembly. Lineage: Eukaryota; Viridiplantae; Streptophyta; Magnoliopsida; Fabales; Fabaceae.